Molecule: messenger RNA, 3411 nt
Organism: Phycomyces blakesleeanus NRRL 1555(-)
Lineage: Eukaryota; Fungi; Mucoromycota; Mucoromycetes; Mucorales; Phycomycetaceae
Exons: 3
Coding region: 1-3411 (1136 amino acids)
Biological process (GO): lipid metabolic process
Source: RefSeq, a predicted model, not a curated record
AUGAAGGUUGCAUCUCAUCCACUAUCAGUCUAUCAUACCUCGAUUUAUGAUGGAUCUCCUACUCUACUGCCAGACAACGUUGCAAAUUUCAUCUCAACCGCGUCCCUGGCUACUCGACUAUCUCUCCGAUUCUCGUCUCUCUUUCUCGAAGCCAUGUUCGAUGCCGCAAAAUGCGGAACAGUCCUAUCACUUGGAGUAUCCCGACAAGCUCUUAUCAAUGCAUUCUCAUCAGCCCAAACAAGACAUGCAUUACUUGAAGCAGCACCAAAUAAUAAUAUCAACAGCAACAAAAACAACAACAACAAUAGCAGCAGCAGCAGUUCAAACGAAACACAAGACAGUGGGUUUUUGGAAGUCCUUGAAAGAUACACAGGCCUAGGAAUUCAUCUCAUACAUCACACAUUUACAGUUGCAGAAUUGUUUGCAAUGUCUGGUCUUCAACUAACCUCAAAGGCUGUAAAGACUAGCUUAAAGGCAGUAGAAGAAUCAGUACGUGUGCUGGAUGGAAUAUUUGGAUCUAGUGAAACCUCUAGAGCCAUUGCUGGGAUUGUCACCCUUAUGCACCGCGAAAUCAUGAACGAUCCAAACUUUGAACUUGCCAAAGAAGGCAAGAUUGCCAUACUCACCGGCCUUACCAGAGCAAUCACCACAUUUGCGGUUCUCCAGAGUCUGACCCACCAGCGAACAAUGAAACAGUUCAAGAUGACGGUCUUGUGGAAAGGUGUCGUGGUCGAAGAUGAACAAGGUCAGCAGGGACUGAUCCAGUUUCAUGCUCACAACCCAGCUCAAUCACAAGCUCAAGUGCAAGCGCAAGCUUCAACACCGGCAGCCGCACCAGCGCAAGUUUCAGUACCUGUUUCUGUUUCUGCUUCUGUUCCUGGAACUGGAAAUGUACCUAUCUUACCUUUGUCGUCGGCAUCAACAAUACAUACCAAACAAGAAGAUUAUGAAGACAUCAUUUUUGAACUUCAAGCCAUGUUGGCCAGUCACGAAGCCGAAUCUCUUAAUGGAGCAAAAGAAACCCAAGAAACCAGCCAUAACAACAGCAACUGUAAAAAGGCGUGGCCGGUAUCUCCACUUUAUGAAAUCACUGCUACAACCAAUACACGUUCCACACGGACUACCCGGAUUCGGCCAAUAGAUACUUUAUCAUCAUCUUUAUCCCCAUCUUGUCAGCCGAAUCAACCAGCUGCCAAAUACGUAGUCGUACAGACCGAUCAAGUUGACACAGAGUCAUUUGUGGCAAUCAUCGACCGUGAAGACGAAUCGACCGGCAGUAGCGAGUGGGUCUGGAAUGAUCAGCUCCUAGAAGAAACCGAAUGCGACGAAAGAUCCAACAUUCUCUUGGCCAAGAUCUCUCCAAAGACUACUCAACGACACACCGGUCGCAGCGAGACAUGCGGAUACACAGACGACAAUAUCCACCUACAGUUCUGCAGACAGGAUCCUAUUUCUGUUAUUGUACCAAUCGAUCAUCGUAUAUCACAAACAUCAACACCGACCCAAGGAUUGGUAGCAGGAGCAGGACAGUCGUCAAUGAUUGACCAAGAUGAGUCUAAGCAUCGUCGACGCCAUAAUAAUAAUAAUCAUCAUCAUCAUCAUCAUCGCCAUAGCCACCACGGUAAUAGCAGCCACAGCAACUAUAGUUCUUCAGAUCGAAGAAACAAGCAUCGGUCGUGUUCAUCUGUAUUAUCCUACACAGAAUAUCCUGCGACCACCGCUGCUGCUGUCGCUACCGCAACUGCCGCAGCUCCAAACAUCACUGGCAGCAACAGUAGCCACAUAUCAUCUAGCCGACGGAGUUCCUGUGAAGGCAGCCAAUCUUCGCAUUCAUCCAACGGUAGCACCACUUACCACACUAUCCAUACCUCGACACCGCCUCUCUUUACAAAUCCAAGUCUAUCCCAUCAUCACUCUACUUCUUCCUUAUCUUCAUCGUCAUCGACUUUGUCUUCGUCUUCCACUUCAUCUCUACAUAUGUCUAUGGUUCCUGGUGCACCACUUGACGGCGAACCAAGCCCACACAACUUCCCUCGUAACCAUAUCAUCAACAACAUUGCACACUUUAUGCGUUAUGCGAGCGCAGCCUACGGAGAGUCGUUUAUGCGUAUCCUGGGCAUCGGAGACAUCCCCAGCGCGUUUCCUGCAUCGGCCGACCACCCCAACCACCAUGCAUUUGCACACCACACUGGCGUGCCGAUCCAAGACAUCCUUCUGUCGAGCUACACUGACGCCUCGCUGCUGAGUUCGAUGCACCACCCGUCCAUGCACGCACUGGUGCACUAUGUUGCGGUCGACCAUCAGGCCAAGGCGAUUGUGCUGACCUGCCGUGGAACUCUUGGACUGAGUGACAUCUUGACCGAUCUGACGUGCGGCUACGUUGACUUUGAUUUACCGACCGACCAACCCGGCCUUCCUCCUGUGCGUUACAGGGCGCACGGCGGUAUGCUCGAUGCUGCACAGCGCCUGGCGGCACGUGAAAAGGGCCGUGUCUUCCAGACGAUCCGCCAGGGGCUGCAGCGCUACCCUGAGUACGGGCUCGUGCUGUGCGGACACUCGCUCGGAGGAGGAGUGGUCGGGCUUCUGAGCGUCAUAUGGAGCGAGCGGCGAGAACAGGCCGUGAGCCGUCUGCAGCGGUCAGGUGCGGGUAUCUACAACAGUACCAACCCGGACUCAUAUGAAGACAUGGAUGUCGAUUUCAAUUUCGAUCUUGAUGUCGAUCUUGAUGAUGUUACGAUGAGCCCAGGCUUUGCAACAGAUCCUGUUCCAUUUGUCACGUCUCCGUUCUCGGGUUUACCGGCCGGGCGACCGAUCCACUGCUAUACGUAUGGCCCACCGUGCUGCAUGUCGCUUGAGCUGAGCGAGUACUGUGGCCAAGGCUUGGUGACCAGCGUGGUGCACGGGUACGAUUUCGUGAGUGGCCUGAGCAUCGGCUUACUCAAGGAUCUCAAGAACGUCGCACAGACCCUGCACACCGAAAGCAACAUCACGGACGAGAUCAUCGGGCGCCUGAUUGGCCAGCAGACCAACAAGAUCUUCCAGCCAACUGGACCCUUUAGGGUUCCGGAUGAAGAGUACAGCGAAGACGACCAGUGGUUCUGGGCACUCAUCAAGACCAUGAGGGCCGACAUGACGGGCGAGAAGAUCUACCCGCCAAGCACGAUCUAUCAUAUCAAGACCACGCCGCAUUCUAGUCACUCGCGAGACAACUCGCCCAUAGGUUCGCAGUCGAUCGGCUCGGCCGCCCAUACGGUUGUCCUGAGCCGGUGUGAAGACGUCAAGGCGAGGUUUUCUGAGAUCAUAUUCACCAAGAGCAUGUUUAUGGACCAUUCGCCAAAUGUGUAUGAAAAGGUCAUUCGGCAAUUGUGCCGAGGAUUCUUUGAUCAGAAAGGUGCCUAUGACCAGGUCUGA